Molecule: messenger RNA, 1062 nt
Organism: Gadus morhua (Atlantic cod)
Lineage: Eukaryota; Metazoa; Chordata; Actinopteri; Gadiformes; Gadidae
Product: cholesterol 25-hydroxylase-like protein 1, member 1
Exons: 1
Coding region: 121-927 (268 amino acids)
Biological process (GO): lipid biosynthetic process
Molecular function (GO): oxidoreductase activity; iron ion binding
Source: RefSeq, a predicted model, not a curated record
GGGGGGGGGGGGGUGCUGCCUCAUUGCUCUCUCUCCCUGUUUCCUUGCGAGCAAAUCCAUUCACCCGGCACUUUAUAAAAGCAACUACAAAGUUGGGGAAGACAAACUUGGGAGGCUGAGAUGGAGAACUUGACUGAGCAGCACCUUGAGUUUCUUCACUCUCAGGCUCCUUCAGAUCGGCUCCUGCAGCCUCUCUGGGAUCAUCUCCUCUCCAACCAUCUGCCUCUCAUCACCUCUCCCUUCUUCCCCGUGCUCCUCGCCUUCUCCAGCUACUUUUUCUGCAGUCUACCUUUUGCCGCUCUCGACCUCCUGGGAUCCAGAGUGCCAAUGUUCCAUCGCUAUAAGAUCCAGCCAGCCAGACGUCCCACGCCUAGUGCGAUGGGUCAGAGCUUCCUGAGGUCAGUGUACAAUCACUUGAUCUUCGUUUUGCCAGCGGUAGCCCUUUUUAUCCCCCCGACCGCGGUGCCCCAAGAGGCACCGAGCGUGUACGAGUUGCUGGUGGACGGGCUGGCUGUCCUGCUACUGUUUGACACUCAGUACUUCAUCUGGCACGUGGUGCACCACAAGCACCUGCAGCUUUACCGGUGGGUGCACGCUAUCCAUCACGAGUACAUAUCCCCCUUCUCCUGGUCCGCCGAGCAGCUCAGCAUCCCGGAGCUGAUGGCGGUGGGGUUCUGGGGAAACCUGGACCCCGUUCUCCUGGGAUGUCACCCGCUGACAACGUGGUGCGUGACCGUGUUCAGCAUCUGGAUGUCGGUGGAGGACCACAUCGGGUACGACCUGCCGUGGACGCUGAACCGUGUGGUGCCCUUUGGGCUGCUAGGCGGAGCGCCAGCACAUGACAUGCACCAUCAGAAGCCAGGGUGUAACUUCGCCCCGUUCUUCAGGCACUGGGACAGGAUCUUUGGCACGGCGGCACCGUUUUAAAUUAAUGCAAAAAAGUUGUGCAGCGGUGUGUCAGAAAAUACAUGUAUAGGAUAUAAACCUAUGUUCUGUCGUUUACUUUUUAUUUUUUAUAUUGUAAUUUUACUGCACUGCAAAAUAAAUGUUUAUUUUGUUUAA